AUCACAGACUUUGUCAUUGUGACCUCCCUCCAGCUCCUCCUCACAUCCGGUCUUAUAUAUGUUGCCACGAGUUAGCGGCGAAUUUGGAGUGUCCAUUUUGAGCAGCGAGUCGGCGUCUCCGGUAUUUUUUCCCUUAAUCUCUUUAAGAGCCCACCGUCAGAAUGGCAGACGCUGAUAAUCUCCUCAUGGAGACAUCGGACCAGAACGGCAACGAGGGAGAGGACGACCAGAACGGAGCCGAGCAGGAGCUGAUGGGUGGAGAGGAGGAUUGUCUGGACAGCCAGGAGGGCCAGGAAGGUUUGGAAGGCCAGGAAGGCCUUGAAGGUGGUGCAGAUGGAGGCAAAAUUGAUGCCAGCAAAGGAGAGGAGGAUGCUGGUAAAAUGUUCGUGGGCGGCCUCAGCUGGGACACGAGUAAAAAGGACCUAAAGGAUUACUUCAGUAAGUUCGGCGAGGUUUCAGACUGUACCAUCAAGAUGGACUCAAACACUGGCCGAUCCCGAGGCUUCGGCUUCGUUCUCUUCAAAGACUCCUCCAGUGUGGAAAAGGUGCUCGAGCAGAAGGAACACAGACUAGACGGACGUCCAAUCGACCCCAAGAAAGCGAUGGCCAUGAAGAAGGAGCCUGUCAAGAAGAUCUUUGUCGGGGGGUUGAAUCCUGAGGCCACUGAAGACACAAUCAGGGAAUAUUUUGGGACUUUCGGAGAGAUCGAAACCAUUGAGCUUCCUAUUGACCCCAAAUCAAAGAAAAGGAGGGGUUUCAUCUUCAUCACAUACAAAGAAGAAGCCAGUGUCAAAAAGUGUCUGGAGAAGAAAUACCACAACAUCCAGGGCGGCAGGUGUGAGCUGAAGAUCGCCCAGCCGAAGGAGGUGUACCAGCAGCAGCAGUAUGGAGCCGGACGUGGUGGUGGUGGUGGCGGCGGGGGUUACGGAGGCCGGGGAGGCAGGGGGCGUGGAGGUCAGAGCCAGGGCUGGAACCAAGGAUAUGGAAACUACUACCAGGGAUACGGUAACCAAGGCUAUGGUGGAUACGGCGGCUAUGGCAACUAUGACUACACUUCUGGUUACUAUGGAUAUGGUCCCGGAUAUGAUUACAGACUCCAGUGAUCCAGUGAGACCGACGGCUGGAUGGACACACUGGCCAUGAAACGACCUCUUUUAUGACAGAAGACCAUUUGUACAGAAAACAUCUGAAAUGUAACUUUACUUUUUUUUUUUUUUUUUUAAAUCCUAUCAUUUUUAGGUUUUACUUUCCCCUUUGGUGUCUUUUUUUUUUUUUUUUUUCUUCCCCCUUCCACAUUUCCAUCAAUGGAAGUGUAAUUUUUACUGUACUUUUUGGUACCUGUUUUGAUUCUAAUGUAUUGUAAGGCUUGUAUUUUACAUGUUUGCUGGCUUUACAGGUUGAAAAUCUUGGCGCUGUAAAGGAGCUUUUUUGACAAAUAAACAGUUUUCAGUAAUUUUUUUUUGGUUCUGGUGCUUCCAGGUUGUGGGGUGGAAGAUUAUGAAGUUUAACGGGUUUAGGAUUCAAAUUCAGUUGGUAACAUUUAUUUCUCAUGGUCUUUUGUAGCCACACAAUUCAUUAUUCUUUAAUGAAGCAAUGUUGAGUAACUCAAGAAUUAUGUUUCACAUUCGCUCAGAUCACACUGGUAUUUUUUUUUUCUCCCCUUAUCAGUGUAUCAAGAUUAUUUGAACUUAAGCUAUCCUUCCUAAAAACUGAAACGACUGGCUGCAAUUCUUCCAGGACGUUGUGAAUUCACCAAGAAUCAACAUCUGAAAGCAUACAGAUGUGUGGGAUGUAUAAGGGGGUUGGGUGGGGGGAGGAGUUACUUCAUGUUACAUACAUUUUACAUGAGCUUAUUGUUUAAGUUUCUAUGCUGGUUUAGUUUGCGUUUGUCAAGUGUCACUGGAUUUUUAGAAAUCGCUUUUGAAGUUAAAUGUUGCUUAGUUUUUUCUGGACAGACUCCAGGUCACUGGAGUCUUCUCAACUAGUGUCUGGCAAUUUAUUAGCAAUAAACAUUUCCGUUUGUAAUA
This is a messenger RNA of Etheostoma cragini (Arkansas darter), 2027 nucleotides long. RefSeq names its product heterogeneous nuclear ribonucleoprotein A/B-like. Gene Ontology annotation, cellular component: nucleoplasm. Gene Ontology annotation, molecular function: RNA binding. The coding region runs from base 162 to 1103 and encodes 313 amino acids. Gene Ontology annotation, biological process: regulation of gene expression. The transcript has 8 exons. The record is from RefSeq and is a predicted model, not a curated record. Lineage: Eukaryota; Metazoa; Chordata; Actinopteri; Perciformes; Percidae.